This is a messenger RNA of Stylophora pistillata, 1349 nucleotides long. RefSeq names its product ectonucleoside triphosphate diphosphohydrolase 8. Gene Ontology annotation, molecular function: ribonucleoside triphosphate phosphatase activity; GDP phosphatase activity; UDP phosphatase activity. The record is from RefSeq and is a predicted model, not a curated record. Lineage: Eukaryota; Metazoa; Cnidaria; Anthozoa; Scleractinia; Pocilloporidae. Gene Ontology annotation, cellular component: plasma membrane. Gene Ontology annotation, biological process: nucleoside diphosphate catabolic process.
CUUCCUCUCUUUCGUGUUUCUCUGCAUGCACGUUCGUCAAUCCGCCGACUGUUCCGGUAAGAUAUUGUGAGAAAUAGCUUAUACUCGUCUAGAUGCUGUCAACAGACGAGGAGGAUAACUCACCGCUCAUUCACAGAGCCGAAGGCUCAAACCAUGAUACAAACCACUCAGUCAGGAAUUCUCUCAGCUUUGUGCGAGACUGGGCUGGCUGUAUUGUGGCCACAUUCCUGAUCAUCAUGGGAAUCACUUGUAUUAUAGUAAUCAGUGUGUAUAAGGCAAAGGUCAAAGAUGAGUAUGGUAUUGUACUGGAUGCAGGAUCAACACAUACCAAUAUGUUUGUUUACAAAUGGACAGUCAAUGAUGUAGUGAAAGGCACAGCAGUUGUGAAGGAGAUUGGAGAGUGUGUAGUGAAGGAUAAAGAUAAUGAGGUGGCAGGAAUAUCGAGUUACGUAUCAAAUCCUGAUGAGGCUGGACAGUCACUACAGAGUUGUAUAACAAGCACAGCAGAGAAGUUGAUACCUUCCUACCUACGGAAUAGGUCACCAAUCUACCUUGGUGCUACUGCAGGCAUGAGAUUACUUAAGGAGAUGGAUGCCGCAGCAGCCAGUAAAAUCCUUGCAUCUGUACGGAAAUCACUGAAGAGCUCACCCUUCAUGUUUAAAGAUGACUAUGCCCGUAUCAUCAGUGGUGAAGAAGAAGGAUUGUCAUCCUGGAUUACUGUCAACUACUUGAAUGGUGCCUUUAAUAAUUCACAGGAAAACAGUGUAAGAGGCAGUUCACAAAUCAUACCAUUAACAGUUGGAGCUUUGGACAUGGGAGGUGCAUCUACACAGAUAACAUUUACUUCUCCAAAAGCAGCUCAACCUUCCAGUAAAUUAAAAUUGUAUGGGACAGAGUAUCAGUUGUACACACACAGCUACUUAUGUUAUGGCAAGAAGGAGGCAGAGGACAGAUUUUAUGCACAGCUUGUCAAGGAAUCGCACUCAAGCACAAAAGUUGACAACCCAUGUGGACCCAAAGGCUACAGGCAGAACAUAACAUUGACGUCUCUGUGGGCUUCUCCUUGUGUGAAAGGAAACACCUCCAACAGGAUCACAGUUACUCUGGUGGGAACUGGGAACCACACUCUUUGUUCCAAAGAAGUUAGUAAACUUUUCAACUUUACCUCGUGUGGGGGAAACAGCAGCUGUUCAUUUGAUGGUGUUUAUCAACCAACCAUUGAUGGAAAAGAGUUUUUUGCAUUCUCUGGUUAUAACACUGUUAUUAAAGAUCUUAAUCUCACAAGCAACGCGUCACUUGAUCAGCUACAAGCCGCCACAAAGAAUAUCUGUGAGAAAUCUUGGGAUGAG